Messenger RNA from Solanum verrucosum, 546 nucleotides. Its product is annotated as kirola-like. Gene Ontology annotation, biological process: defense response. The coding region runs from base 1 to 438 and encodes 145 amino acids. Lineage: Eukaryota; Viridiplantae; Streptophyta; Magnoliopsida; Solanales; Solanaceae. The record is from RefSeq and is a predicted model, not a curated record. The transcript has 2 exons.
AUGGGUUUGAAGGGAAAGUUAAUUGCUUCACAGGAGGUGAAAUGUGGAGGACACUCGGUUCAUGAUAUGUUUCACACCAAUACUCAUCAUAUACGCAACAUAAGUCCAUUGAUUAAUCAUUUUGAAAUUCAUGAAGGUAAAAUUCUAAAAGUUGGUGAGGUUGUUAGCUGGAAAUAUAUCGAAGAUGGGAAAGAAAAAAUUCUUAAGGAAGUGAUUGAAGCCAUAGAUCAUCAUGACAAGUCGAUAACUUGGAAAGUAAUUGGAGGAGAUGUGUUAGAGUUGUACAAUUCAUUCACUAUUAUCACAUCCAAUGAACAUGAAUGGACUACAUCAACACUUGUCUAUGAGAAGAAAAAUGAAGAUACUGCAGAGCCCCUCGCUCUCUUGGGUGUUUUUCUAGAUGUGAUCAAACAUUUAGAGGAUCAUCUUCUGAAAUAAAAAAUGUAUUAUGUUGCUGCUUGUAUGAUGACUAUUUUAUAGUAUUGGCUAGUUUUAACUACCCUGUAAAAUAAAUAAUGUUAUGUUUGACGAGUAUAUAUUAUGUAU